AUGGAUAUACCAGAAUCAUUUAACUUUGUUAUACAUAAACAGAACCAUGUGUAUGCUGAAGGAAAGGUUGAGAGGGAACAUUCUUUUGAAAACAUCACAGUCGAUAUUGAAAAUGUGAAAAAAAGAUGUAGGCAGACCCUUACAAAACAAGAACUGUACUCAUCUCUUCAAAAUGGUGGACUGUCUUUUGGAGAAAAUCUUCAACUUGUUGAAACUUCCUUAAAAGGUGAAACUGAGGUCUUGUCACAUCUGUCAUUGAAUCCAACUAUCAAGGAUGAAAUGAAAGAAACAACAAUUCACCCAGCAAUUUUAGAUUCCAUGCUUCAGACUACAGGCUGUUUCUACCAACAGGGAUCAGAAAGACAGAGAGCUUUGCCAAUCCAAAUAGAAGGUCUCAGGAUACUAAGACCUGUUGAAGAGAAAAUGCUUGUGUACACAACAAUUCUGAAACGAACCAGUUCCAUGAACCUAUUUCGUAUAUCUCUCAUGUCACUAGAAGGAACUGUAAUAGCUGAUAUUGAGAAAUUUGUCACUAAAAAUCUGGGUGCACAGAAAGAUGAAAUGAUGUUUGAUACACAAUGGAGUCCAAUCAAAACACUACUUAAAUAUGAUAUUCAGAUGGAUCCAUCAGAGAAAUGGCUGAUGAUUGGUAACAAGGACCAAAACACUGUUACAAACGAACACAUAAAUUUCGAGUUCCUAGAUUUUGACAACUUGGAAAGAUAUUCAGCAAUAGUGUUUUCUUGGCAGCAGCAAAUUGAAGAGGACCCAUCCAGUGAGAUACUCCUUGAACAAAUCACCAGGCAGGCAAUGACUCUGAAAAGUCUGUUGCUGCAGCUCUACACUCGUAACGCAAGUAUCCCCUUGUUCAUAGUAACAGAAAAUGCUGUACACAUUGAAAACAAAGUCUCGUCAAUAGAUCUGGUGGCCGGAUCCUGUUGGGGAUUUGUAAGGUCAAUACUAAGAGAACAGGUCUACAUUAUGACAACCAUUGUUGACAUACAUACAGAUGAGAAUACUAAAUUUGAAACCUUAAUGUAUGCGACAAUACAACAGUUGAUGUCAGAAGAUAAUCAAGGACUUGAUGAAUUUGUUGUUGAUGGAAAUUCUAUUUGGUGUCAGCAAGUCUUUCCAAAUGACGAUAUGCCAUUAUAUCGAAACAACAAGCUUGAUACACUCUGCAAAGCAAGUCUGUUGUCAAGGAAUAAAAACAGUCUUUCAAAACUAUACCUUACCUAUGACAGUCACGUAGCACAAUGUGAUCUACCGCAGCCUGUAGAAAUCAUGACAACAAGAGUUGUUAUGCAUGACUCACAUUUGUAUCCACAGUGUUCCCCAGAAACAAAAGUAGUCACUCUUGAAUUUAUUGGAACACUGUCUACAGGAAAUGAUGAUCAGCAAAACGUGGUAGCGUUUUUCCCAUCCAGAGUUAAUACAUUCAUGACAGUUCCAAAACAAUGUAUUAUUGAGAUCACCAACAUGCCAUGUUAUGCACCAGGACUUGUAACAACACUUGUUUUGUUUUGGCACCAUUGCAUGCUAAUUGACAAUCAAAUAGAAACAUCAGAUACAAUGUAUAAAAUGUUUGUAAGGUGGAUUGGGAAGGCACACUCCAACAUGACAAAUGUCAUGGAUAUAUUCAUUAUUUAUUCUAAUGUUACUCGUUUUGUGGCAGAGGCACUUUCCAUUAUGCUUAAAGCAGUAAAAAGAAAUGCUAAUAUACAACUAGUUGAUAUCAGCAGUUCUGGUUUAAUACCGAGAUAUUCUGAAUCUGUCAUUGUGACAACCAUUCAACUAGACAACCAAACAAUUAAAACAAUUUGCAGCAUGUGGCCUAAAGCGAAACGCCUUGUCUGUAUGGAUCAGAUACUACCAAAAAAUGCCAACCUACAACUGUAUCAUCAAAAUCAAAAACUACAAAUACAAGUUGUCAAGACCAGUGACAUUUUCACACCCAGAUCAGCAAUGGACACCAUGCCCAAUCUAAUAACAUGGAUUCUGGGUCACAAGAGUGAAGUCAAAACUAUUGCUGAAAUACUCCAACACGUUGCUCCCCAACAAAAAGAAACAAAUCUUGCAAACUUGAUACAAAACUCAACAAUUCAAUUUCGUGAUAAUUAUGGACAAAACAUCCAAAAUGUUCUUGCUUCUGAGGAUGCCUUGCUUCGUCUAGAUGGUGUAUAUAUUGUAGUUGGUGGUCUGACAGGGCUUGGUUGGGAAUGUGUCCAAUUCCUGGCAAAACGGGAAGCUGGGGCAGUUGUCAUACUAAAUCGCCGAAUGGUACAAGAGGAUAAAUUACAUGAAAUAGGAAACAUUGAACAAAAAUAUGGUUGUGAAAUAAAUGUCAUGCAGGCUGAUGUGACUAACAUGCCAUAUCUGAAAAAGGUAUUUAAAACAAUUGAAGACAAAUUUCCAAGAAAACAGUUAAAAGGUGUCUAUUUUGGAGCAGGUGUGCUUGAAGACAAAAUUUUGAUCAAUAUGUCACGAGAUACAUUUAUGAAGGUUGCAGCACCCAAGAUACAAGGGGCUUGGAACAUGCAUGCACUUACAAAAAACAAGCCUCUUGAUUUUUUCAUCAUGCAUUCGUCCAUAACAGCAGUAUUUGGUAAUGGUGGUCAGUCCAGUUAUGGAGCAGCCAAUGCUUUCCUGGAUUCAUUAGCACAAAAACGCAGACCAGCUGGACUUGUGGGGCAGAGUGUUAACUGGGGACCUCUGCGUCUUGGGAUGCUGCAGGAUAAACCAGAUGUUGUGAACACUUAUGAAGAACAAGGAUAUACACCACUUAGCAGAGAGGAUAUCCACAAAUGUCUCAUGCUCAUACUCAUGCAUGACAAGCCUACUAUCAUUGCUGGUAAAUUCAACUCCAUCAAACUGGCCGAUAGUAUAACAAAUGAGCAUAAUAUGGCUGUACAGUUCAAGUUAAGCUCCAUACUUGAUGUUCCAACCCUGGAGAAUUUACCAAAGGAAAAAAUCAACAGGAAGCAUCGUAUCGAUCUAGAACAACUAAAAGUUGCUGACACUGGCAUUAGAUUGGAAAUAAUUAGAGACUACACCACAGAAUUACUCACAGAUGUACUUAGCCUUAACAAUGUAACUCUUGAAUUAGACACGGGUGUUGUGAACUUGGGACUGGAUUCUGUGCAAGCAAUGACCAUGAGCAACCACAUCCAUCAAACCUUCCAAGUGCGGAUUUCUCCAAAUGGGUUUCUCCAGCAAAAUCUUUCAGUGAAUGAAAUUGCAGACAUUAUUAACUCAAAAUUCACGACCUCUGUUGAUAAUAUGGUAAGACAAGAUGUUUCUUUUCUAGCCACUUCUCUGACGCCAUAA
Molecule: messenger RNA, 3327 nt
Organism: Gigantopelta aegis
Lineage: Eukaryota; Metazoa; Mollusca; Gastropoda; Neomphalida; Peltospiridae
Exons: 1
Coding region: 1-3327 (1108 amino acids)
Biological process (GO): fatty acid biosynthetic process
Molecular function (GO): fatty acid synthase activity
Source: RefSeq, a predicted model, not a curated record